Molecule: messenger RNA, 1497 nt
Organism: Lycium barbarum (goji berry)
Lineage: Eukaryota; Viridiplantae; Streptophyta; Magnoliopsida; Solanales; Solanaceae
Product: glutathione S-transferase TCHQD-like
Exons: 3
Coding region: 519-1322 (267 amino acids)
Molecular function (GO): glutathione transferase activity
Source: RefSeq, a predicted model, not a curated record
ACUAAUCCGAAUUUGUACUGCCAUAACAACUAAAUAAGAGCUCUCUUUUUUUUCGUUGCCGAAAUCUCUAAUUAAAGGUAAUCUCUAAUUAAAGGUGAAGAAAUCUCAUUGAUUCUACAUCAGCGUUAGUGAUCCCACACACCCUCACACACACACACUCUCUCCAUAAAAGGAAUAAAUGCAUUUUAGUUGUAGCUUAUUUAUUCAGCAUUACUGCGUAAAGUCUCUACUCUUUGUGUUUUAGCUUACUUCUUCAGCAUCCCUCCGUAAAGUCCCUACUCCUUUGAUCAUGUGUGACUCGGAUUUCCAAAACCUUGUAAAGAGACAAUAAAUUAAGAAAGAAUAAUCACAAAGGUGUAUCUGGACUAGGCCCCAGAAGAUUUAUGGGUAUGUUUUGUUCAUAUCUCUGUAUCCUUCUUUAAACUUUUCUUUCUUUUUGUUUCCUUAGGUUUAAUCAGUCAUUUGGUGUCCCAAUAGGUACUGGAAUACAAGUCUUGGUAGAUUAAGUUGAUGACAUAAUGCAGCUAUAUCAUCAUCCAUUUUCCUUGGAUAGUCAGAAGGUAAGACUUACUUUGGAGGAGAAGGGUAUUGAUUACACAUCUUAUCAUAUGAACCCUUUAACUGGCAAGAACAUGGAUGCAUUUUUCUUCAGGAUGAAUCCAAGUGGCAAAAUUCCAGUUUUACAGAAUGGUUCUCACAUCAUAUAUGAUACUAUUGAGAUAAUUCAGUAUAUCCAACGAAUUGUCGAAACAGUAUCUUCUGGCGGCAACGGUACAACACUUAGCAGCAAUGUCAUCGAAUGGAUGCAUAAGAUACAAGAAUGGGACUCAAAGUACUUUACCCUUUGCCACAUCCCUGUGAAGUAUCGCUUAUAUGUAUCUAAAUUCUUGAGACGUGUAAUAAUUGCUCGAAUGGCAGAAUCUCCCAAAUUAGCAAGUGACUAUCAUCGCAAAUUAAAAGAAGCAUAUGAUACAGAUGAAAAGUUGAAGAAUGUUGAAGUUCUAGGACAGAAUAAGGAUCAUCUUGAAAAGCUUCUUGAUGAGGUAGAAGUUGAGCUUGGUGAAACAUCAUAUUUAGCUGGAGAGGAGUUCAAUCUAGCUGAUGUGAUGCUUAUUCCAGUUCUAGCUAGACUCGAAUUAUUGAAGUUGGAAGAUGAGUACAUAAACAGUCGACCAAAUUUAGCAGAUUAUUGGGCUGUUGUGCGGCAGAGACCUAGUUAUAAGAAGGUGAUUGGAAGGUACUUUGAUGGAUGGAGAAGGCGAAAAAGACUACUGAAAACUUGGUGCUUCAUCUGUAUGAGAAGCUUGCUUCGAAAAUAUUGAUAAUUUUUACGUGAAGACUGAACAGGAAAGCUCUUGCAUGAUGAUCACCAAUGCUUACGGUCUAGUGGUACCAGUGAAAAUCUUCUACACAAUAAGUGUGGGUUCGAGUCUCACUGCCCUCCUUUCCCUCCCCUCAUGUAAUAGAAAAGAAACAAAAAGAAAUUACCUUGCCUGA